Camellia sinensis is the source of this 1848-nucleotide messenger RNA. RefSeq names its product glycerol kinase. Gene Ontology annotation, cellular component: mitochondrion. Lineage: Eukaryota; Viridiplantae; Streptophyta; Magnoliopsida; Ericales; Theaceae. Gene Ontology annotation, biological process: triglyceride metabolic process; glycerol metabolic process; glycerol-3-phosphate biosynthetic process. The record is from RefSeq and is a predicted model, not a curated record. Gene Ontology annotation, molecular function: glycerol kinase activity.
UGUGGUCCAUCUCCCCCUUCAAAAUAGUCAUAUAUAGCUCUCUCUUUUCUCAGGCUGUCUUCACAACUCUGUUUUGCUCUGUUUUUUUGGUCAAUUUGAGAUAAAACACAACACUCUUCGAAAGAGGAAGAGAAGAGAAAUGUCAAAAGAGAAUGUGUUUAUUGGGUCAAUCGAUCAAGGAACCACCAGCACCAGAUUCAUUCUCUACGACAAAAAUGCCCGCCCAAUUGGAUCUCACCAGGUCGAGUUCACUCAGUUCUACCCACAAGCAGGAUGGGUAGAGCACGAUCCGAUGGAGAUUCUGGAGAGUGUGAGGAUUUGUAUGAGCAAGGCAAUUGACAAAGCCACUGUAGAUGGGUACAAUGUUGACGGUGGACUCAAGGCAGUUGGACUCACCAAUCAGAGAGAAACAACGGUCGUUUGGAGCAAAUCUACUGGUCUCCAUCUCUAUAACGCCAUUGUUUGGAUGGAUGUUCGUACCAGUUCUAUUUGCAGGAAAUUAGAGAAAGAAUUAUCAGGUGGACGAACCCAUUUUGUUGAAACAUGUGGUUUACCCAUAAGCACUUAUUUCAGUGCACUGAAGCUGCUAUGGUUGUUGGACAAUGUCAAGGCUGUUAAAGAAGCUGUGGCAAAAAAAGAUGCCCUGUUUGGAACCAUAGACACCUGGUUGAUUUGGAACUUGACUGGAGGUGUUGAUGGUGGUUUACAUCUCACUGAUGUUUCAAAUGCAUCGCGAACUAUGCUGAUGAAUCUCAAAACACUUGAUUGGGAUAAGCCCACAUUGGAAAAACUCGGAAUUCCUUCUGAAAUUUUGCCCAAAAUUAUUAGUAAUUCUGAGAUUAUCGGAGAUAUAUCAAGCGGAUGGCCAAUUAAAGGAAUCCCAAUUGCCGGAUGUCUUGGGGAUCAACACGCUGCUAUGGUGGGCCAAGCUUGCAAUAAAGGUGAGGCCAAAAGCACUUAUGGAACUGGAGCUUUCAUACUUCUCAACACCGGUGAAGAGCUAAUUAAAUCCAAUCAUGGUCUAUUGAGCACUUUAGCUUUCAAGCUUGGCCCAAAUGCUCCAACAAACUAUGCUCUUGAGGGCUCGAUUGCCAUUGCUGGAGCUGCGGUUCAGUGGCUCAGAGACAGUCUUGGCAUAAUUUCAAGUGCAAGUGAGAUUGAGGACUUGGCUUUGAAAGUUGAGUCCACUGGCGGAGUUUAUUUUGUGCCGGCAUUUAAUGGAUUGUUUGCUCCAUGGUGGCGUGACGAUGCUCGCGGAGUUUGUAUUGGGAUUACAAGGUUUACAAACAAGUCUCACAUCGCUCGUGCUGUGCUUGAGAGUAUGUGUUUUCAGGUAAAAGAUGUGUUGGAUUCAAUGCACAAGGAUGCCGGUGAAAAGGGUGAGGUUAAAAAUGAGAAAGGGGAAUUCUUGCUUAGGGUGGAUGGUGGUGCUACUGUUAACAACCUUUUGAUGCAAAUUCAGGCAGACUUGUUGGGUAGCCCAGUGAUAAGACCAGCUGAUAUAGAGACAACAGCUCUUGGAGCAGCCUAUGCUGCCGGGUUAGCUAUUGGGGUUUGGACAGAAAAGGACAUCUUUUCUUCUGGGGAGAAGAAAGAGAAAGCUACCAUUUUCGGUCCAAUGUUGCAUGAAGAACUGAGGAAGAAGAAGGUGGACUCUUGGUGCAAAGCUGUUUCAAGAACUUUUGACUUGGCUGAUCUAUCCCUGUAAUUGCCUUUUCUUUUCUUUUUCUUUUUCUUUUUUCAGAAUAAAUGUUGAUCUUAGGCUAUUGUUGCCACCAUUGCAAUCGGAUAUAAACAUAUUCUUCUUCUUGCUUCCUCUGCUGUUAAAAAAAUGUUCUUUUUUAUAUU